UCAAAUAGGAAAAUGCCGUCCGUGACCGCGCACGCCGGUCGCGUCGUCCACCGCCGCCUGCGCAACGGCGGCCGCCAUCUCCUCCCCUCUCCUUCUCCUCAACCCCCCGCACCGCUCUCACCAUGAACACCUCCUCUAGCUCCGGCCAGGGCUCCAACGCAGCCGCCCUCGCCUCCCCACACCAGCCGCGAGGUGGCCGUGGCGCCGCCGGGCGAGCCGGCGGCCGUGGCGAUGGGAGCAACCGCGUCGAUGCCCUCGGCCGCCUCCUGACGACGGUCUUGCGGCACAUGGCGCCGGAGCUGGGGCUGGGCAUGAGGAGCGACGGCUACGUGCGUGCCCGCGACCUGCUCGGCCUCAACCUGCAGACCUUCGCCAAGGCUCCCCUCAAGUCCCACUCGGUGGAUGAAAUCAGGGAGGCGGUCAGGCGAGACAACAAGCAGAGGUUCAGUCUGUUGGAGGAGGAUGGCGAGCUCCUGAUUCGGGCUAACCAGGGGCACACUGUGACAACUGUUGCAUCAGAGAGCUUGCUGAAACCAAUUUUAUCAGCCGACGAAGUCUCAGUUUGUGUCCAUGGGACCUACAGGAAGAAUCUUGAUUCAAUAUUGCAACAUGGACUAAAACGUAUGGAAAGGCUACAUAUACAUUUCUCAAGCGGUUUGCCAUCAGACGAAGGAGUCAUAAGCGGUAUGCGGCGUAGCGCAAACAUAUUGAUAUACCUGGACGUCCGCAAGGCGCUGCAAGAUGGGAUGAAGCUAUACAUCUCCGACAACAAGGUGGUACUGACGGAGGGUUUCGACGGCGUCGUCCCCGUCAAGUACUUGGAGAAGAUGGAGACGUGGACAGGACGCCCUCUGAUACCGUUCCAAAGAUAAAACCGUGGCUUUGCGUUGAUAGCUUGAGAUGCACUCACUCCCUUGAUUAAACCGUGCUGUAAUAUCUCUCUGAACUCUGAAGGCAUCAUUUGACAAACAGACUCUGAUGCAUGAGAGGGAGCAUCGUUCUGGACCUUGUACAAGUGGUUGUGCAAAACAUGCGUGUGGUGAUGAUGAUAACCUGCACCUGGUGGUGGUGCUUAUAUGUUUGCUGAAUCCAUGGACAAUUUUCUCCCUGAAUCAGGUUUGUCGUCUCGUUUCUUCUGAAGGACAUUUUGGCUAGCUACCCUCCCAUGUUCUGCAUGUGCACUUUGUUUUUCCAAAGUUGUGAAGUAAAGCUGAGGGAAUCUUUUCUGGAGUAGCAAAUUUGGUUUAUGAUGUGAGUCUGCAAAUCUGGGGUUUUCAGCUUAUGGUUAUCUCUACUUUCUUGCUAGAUUUGACUACGUAAUUGGGAGUUAUAGAUACAGAAUCCCCAGCUAAAAUAUCCUUUCCUUGAUUAGUUAUGUUGUUAAAGAAAAGGGAACAUGGGGCCAUGCAUUUAUGCAAGAACAUCGGCUACUAUUAAUGUUCAGAUUUAGAGUAACAGAUUCCUCUGACAAAGCUUCUGCUUUUUCACAAGCUGCAAUUUUUGGGCGCUAGACAACUCAUUUACCAGAGGACAAGGGUCAUUGGGCUAUAUAAGAACUGGUAGGACUUUUUUUUGCGGGGGGAAUUCGUUUGUUGUUUUGACUGUGCAGAACCUUUUAAUUGCAAAUCUCCUGUAAGAGUUUAUUGUUGUUUUUUCCUACAAGAAAGGAAGAUUUUUGUUGUUUAAAGCCUCGCUUCAAGAACUUGAGUUCGUGCCACAGCUGCAGCAUUUCUCAAAAGAGUUCAAUGUUUUUGCAAGAUUGGGUGCUAAUCUUUUUGUUGUGAAUCCUACCCCAAAAUGAGCAGAGGAAGCUGUGGACUGGCAUGAGCUAGGGAGCCAUGGGCUCCCUUUGCUGGACUGCUCCUUCGCCCUUCCUGCCGCCCCGCCUGCCUGCCAGCAGAUGACGCCACGGAGGUCAGCACCUCGGAGACCAGCAAGGGCUCUGUGCUCUCGCUCGCCAACGGCCCUGCCGACAAUGGCAAUGCCGCUCACUGAGCCAAUGGCACGUUCGCCGAGCUCCUGCACUGCUCCAACGCCGCUGACAAGCGAAUGCAGCAUCAGCAUCAGCAGCUGCAGCCCACGCUUGCCUACUACACCACCCAGGGCUCGCACGUCUCACCCAUGUUCUUUCAGAUGAUUUCCCAGCUCACCUUCUCCCAGGAGCAGCAGCACCGCCACCGCCUCCGCCGCCACCACCACGCCUCUGUUGCCUUCGACAGGAGCACACUUCAGUCCAACACCGUGUCCACCCUGCAGUGGCCGCCGUCCCAGCACCAGUUCCUGAUGCAGAGGUUCUCUGCUGCUCCAGGUGAACCUUCGUCCAUCUUUCCCUUCUUUCUUGGAGGCGGCGGUGCUGCUGCUGCUGCUGCUCCUGCAGCAGUCAAUGCGCUUGAGUGGGGGCUGCAGCUCAAUGCGCUUGAGUAGUUACAUGAGGAGUACAUCAAUCAUGGUGCAGCCCCAUUAACUGCAAAAAGUGAAUUCAGCGUUGUACCAACUACCAGGUCAUGAUCCAUUCAGCACAAGCAAAACCCAGAACGAGAGAAGGUCCACGGUGUCGAAGGUGUCGGCACCAUGAAGGCGCGUGGACAACAAAUGCUUAUUAGCUGGACCUUUGAGUCUUCUCAACAAAAACAUGUUGGCAUGGUCUGGAUACUGGUGGCAUAAGAAUUUCUCAUGUACCUGGGCAUUUGCAGAUGGUAAUUCAAACAUGAGUGAUUUGAUUUCUUUCA
This is a messenger RNA of Triticum aestivum (bread wheat), 2729 nucleotides long. RefSeq names its product tRNA 2'-phosphotransferase 1. Gene Ontology annotation, molecular function: tRNA 2'-phosphotransferase activity. NCBI's taxonomy places the organism in Eukaryota, Viridiplantae, Streptophyta, Magnoliopsida, Poales, Poaceae. Gene Ontology annotation, biological process: tRNA splicing, via endonucleolytic cleavage and ligation. The transcript has 8 exons. The record is from RefSeq and is a predicted model, not a curated record. The coding region runs from base 123 to 872 and encodes 249 amino acids.